CGUUCCUCAGUUCUGCAACUGUGGUAUUGUUUCCAGUUAAUUUGGUUUUACAAUCACUUUCACAUUAGAAUACCAUCAGUUGGUUCAAGUGGGUGGACACAAGUAUUUAUCUUAAAACUGAUAAAAUCACCCACACUUCACUUAAAUGAGCUGUACCGAAGUGUAACCUGUAUCUGAUUGUUAUGAAACAAAAUCCCAUGUUGGUUCCAGUAGAUGAGUUGCUCUGUUUCCUGUAAACUGUGAUAACUGCGACACUCGGGCAGUCUGGAAAUGAUAUGCUCUCUUUUUCUUUCUGAAAUGGUGUGGCGGUGAAGGUUUCUUAAUGACAAAGCCUGUGCAGGCAAAUGCGGCUCAUCAUUUAGAGAAAUGUAGAGAAACUCACAAAUGUAAACAUAGUUUCAGAAACAGUCAAUAGGGAACCUCAGCUGUCAUCAUCAGACUACUGCAGUUGCAGUCACUUUAUCUAAACCCUUUUUGCAGCAACAUUACUUUUUUUAAUCUUUGAUAAAAAAAAAAAAAAAAGUAUUUUCAUGCAUGGAAUAGUUCAUUGUCAUUUUACAUGAAUAACAACCUAGAGAUCAGAAGAAAAAUAUCUGUCUGCGUGGAAUAUUACUUAAUUCCUUGUGCAUCGUAAACACUCAAAAAUGUAAACACUCAAAAAUGUGAAUUCGACCUUGCUAUCCAUUCAGCUAGAUUCACUUCUCAGUCUACAUUGAAGAAUAAGAUCCACAUGAGUUGUCUGAUAAGGGGCGUUUGAAGUGAUUGAAAAGCUCGAGGUGUAUUUGAAAUGUAAAUGACUCUACAUCUGUGAGCUCUUUGGAGAGAGGCAAUAGAUCAGCGGUGUAUAGUCAGGAACUUUACGGCUGACAAAUGAAUUUGGGCCUUGGUGGAGGGAGAAAGCAGCAGUGGGGGUCUUCCAUUUUGUUCUUCGUGGCUUCUGAGUUUGCACAACUUCUUUUUGGGGUAACUUCUCUCUGCACCGGGAUUUGCCACUUGUGUCCCUGUGGCAGAUUCAUGUGGCGUUAGUGACGUUGAAUAAGAAGCCGUAGGGCGAAUGAAAAUAAAUCGUAGGGGACUUUUUUAAUGACAAAGAUUUAGAAUGGAUCACGCUAACAUAUGAAAUUCAGGUGUUUGCUUGCAAAGAAAGAAGAUAUUGUAACUAGCUGAUGAUUUCAAAAUAUUGUAAUCUUUACUUUUCUAGGUUGUUAGGAAAUAUACUCUGACCAGAUGAUUAUUUUUGCAUAUAUUUUAAUUUAUUUGUUGAUUCAAAGUGAAUAUAAUGGAUAAAAACUUAGAAUAAGAAAUCCAAUGUUGCAAAGAAAUAGGGCACUUAAAAUUCAGAUUGUUAUUGGCUAAAUUGAAUAAGGUUUUUUCUGUGAUUUAAAACUUGUUAAUAGUGUAAUCUUUUUUUGAAAUAUGUUUUACGGAGCAGCAUAGUAUUUUUUUUCCACUCCCUAUGUACGGCAACAGGCAAGACUACCAUCACUGCUUGUGUUUUGAAAUUAUGCAUCAACGGCUUUAUAGAAAUUCCUUUGUUUUGUAUUUUUGUGGUUAGAAUUCUCCAAACAUGAGAGACAUUUUCCUUUGCAUCCACCUGAUGAAAUGCGGAGGCUUACACGGAGAUAGCUCCUAAUAAUUGGGGCCCAUAAAAGCUUUUAGAACAUAUAUUUGAUUUGGCUUGCAUUUGAAUAUCUAGUCUUUUUUCCUCUGGAUUUUCAAGAAGAAAAGGGCCACAGUUCACAGAGAUCAUCCCUUGUCUCUAAAGUCACUAAAUUUCUCUGGAUGUGUGUUAUAUUGACUUGUUAUGGUGAGUUAUAGCUGAUAUGUUGCAAAGACUUGCCGGCCUCAUGGAUUUUCUUGCUAAACUUUUACGCAAUAUAGAUGGAUUUGAAGAGAAAUAACUAGAAAUGUGCAUGAGUUUUGUGUGAGUGAAGUCAAUUAGGGGUGCUAUAUGAGUCUAACAUCGAAAAGGUUUUUGUAAUCCAAAUUAAGUGCUUUAAAUUUAAGCGCUGCUUUUGUUAGAAUAAAUCUUGAUCUCUUCCCUUUUUUUCUCACACCCUGUAUGGGAAUAAAACACAAGGACCUUUGACCUGUGUUGUCACACCAACCUCCUUUAUCCUGUAAAAACUAUAGGUUUAGCUUCUACAUUAAUAUUAUAGUUUGAUGGCUAAUUUUUAAGCAUCACAAAAGGAUCUCAAGUGUAUUUAACAACUCCUCCAGAUAAGAGAUGGUUUGGGUCUCUGACUCUGUCAGAGCUGUUUGACACCACUUGUUAGGCUAAUUAUGUGGCGUGUAAUAUUUUCGUGGUUAGCGUACAUCUGGUAAAGUUUGCUGACUGAAAACUCUCUCAUUCCCAGUAGAGUGGUAGGCUGCACUGCAAGCGAAGAAGAAGAAAAAGAAAUCGAAGUUCCCCUAAAUCUCCAGUCUUACUCAUUGACAAAAGCUUACUUUUUUUUUCUGAGGAAUUAAAAAUAACUGACAUUUGUAUUGAAAAUGCAAGUUACAGUGAUGUUACGAUAAACCUUCUAUUGAUCGGAUGUGUUGACACUUUGCCUGCGUGUGGUUUUUCUAAACUAGUGGUUCCCGUUAGAUUUGCUUUCCAUAUAAGAUGACUUUCCUGAACUUCUAUACCAAAGUGUGGGUAUCAGUAACUAUUUAUUUGGUUAAAACCCCUUUUUUUCACGCUAGAUUUAUCAUGCAGGACAGGUCUCCCUGCUCAGCUUCAUAUCAGAAACUUUCUGAAAGUUUUCAGUCUAGAUCUUCCAGCAGUGCCCACUUCCUCUCUUCCCCAUUCCGACAUGCUGAAUUUAGUGCGUCCGCCGAUCCUCCUGUCCGCCGGCCCCUCUGGAACGUUGAUGAUGAUCGAGAGGAACGACAUGGUGUGGUCACCCCUUGUACUUCGGAUCAUCUGCACCUGUGAGGUCUUCUGAGAAAAGGAAGUACGGGACGGCGCAUUUCACAAGCCACGAAUGUAGAGCGAGUAAACUUUCUGAACACUGAGGGGGAAAAAAUGGAAUGAUUCCCAGGCCAGAAUGGAUGUGGAAUAAAGGAUACCUCAGAGGGCUCUUCAGGGAAGGGUCUUUGGAUACUCUGACAGCUUUGAUAUCUGCCUCCCUGUUGGAUUUGAGUGAGAUAAUGCUAUAACCCAAUGCUUAACAGAGAUAUGGUACGAAAAAAGAAUCCCCCUUUGAGAAGCUUCGGCGGUGAAGAAGAGGAGGGUGAGGCGGUGGCGGCCGAGGCCACAGGCCCAGAGAGCGGGAACGCGGGGAGCCAGGCUUCAGAGCCCGACAGGGCUGUGGGCGAAGAGCAGGAGGAACCAUCCUCCCCUGGCCCCAUCAAACCUGACAGGCCUGACUUGCAUAACUCCAGCCACAACCUGACAGCGUCCUACUCUAGCCGCGAGAGUACUGAUACAGAACCGCUGGACUCUACCGCCUCCCCAAUGAACUCUGACCCAGGUGAGAGAGGAGACUGUGAAGAUGACCGGAACCAUCUAAAACCUAGCACCCGGUCAGGCGGUGUCAUCGUACAGGGCUGCACCAGUAACGGAGAAGAGAGGGAUGCCACACACAGCCCACUAGCAUUGCUGGGUUCUGACAGCACUCAUGGUGUGGCUGUCGAAGGCUCUAUAGUCCCUCCGGUUACACUUCAACCACAGAGGCCCAUUGGGGGAGCGGAGGACGCCCCUAGCCCUCUGGGAGCUGAGACGGGAGCACCUCCACCCACCUCACCUAAACUACAAGACUUUAAGUGCAACAUCUGUGGGUAUGGUUAUUAUGGCAACGACCCCACGGACCUGAUCAAACAUUUUCGUAAGUACCACUUGGGCUUGCACAACCGGACACGGCAGGACGCGGAGCUGGACAAUAAGAUUCUGGCACUACAUAACAUGGUGCAGUUCACAGCCCAAACACAGGCCAAAGACUCAGCGCACCUCCUCGGCCAGUCAGCUCAGAGCGGCUCAGCGGCGGAAGCAAAGUCACCCAGAUCCUCCGUACUCAAUGGCACCUAUGACAUACAGGUAACGUUGGCCGGCACCUUCAUCGGAAUCGGGAGAAAGACGCAGGACUGUCAGGGCAACACCAAGUACUUCCGCUGCAAGUUCUGCAACUUCACUUACAUAGGAAGCUCCUCUGUAGACCUAGAGCAGCACUUCCUGGCCACCCACCCCAACAAGAUGAAGAGUCCACCUUCUUCCAAUCUCGAGGAGAAGUCCUCAACUGAACGGAAGGGGAACUGCUUUCCACGCAUUGAGGCAGACGAGCAAGGGAAGUGGACCGAUCGGGUGGCGGUGAGGGCCGAAGAUGACACUGUGGCUGGGUACUCCGUACCAAUCAGGGGUUCAGACUCCCCUAGCCGCACUGGAGGUGACCCCCCUGCAGCGUAUUACUGGUGCAAGUAUUGCAGUUUUAGUUGCGAAGCUACCAGUGCUUCUAAGCUUCUGGAUCACUAUGAGAAGAGACACGGUCAGGCGGCCAUUAGAGAGGGAAGUCCAGAGGAAAGGGACAGAAAGACCCAUGACGGAGACUCCCACUUAUGGAAAAAUGAGAAGACUGGAGCAGCGAGCGACCCAGAAACGGUAGUAACCAGUUACAACUGUCAGUUCUGUGACUUCCGUUACUCCAUGACUCACGGUCCGGAUGUCAUCGUCGUGGCUCCUCUUUUGCAUCACUACCAACGGGCUCACAGCAUUCACAAGUGCACCAUCAAACAUUGCCCCUUCUGUCCCCGUGGGCUCUGCACUCCUGAGAAGCACCUGGGGGAGAUUUCCUAUCCCUUUGCUUGCCGUAAGAGCUCCUGUUCGCACUGUGCUCUACUUCUGCUGCAGCUAACAGCUGGAGGGACCACUACCCCAUCCCCGCCAGCUCCCCGAGCGUCCGUCACCCAUCAGUGUGACCAGUGCCCGUUCACCUCGACUGAUAUUGACUUGCUUCUCUUGCACUAUGACAGCACCCACACCUCAAACACCUCCCUGGAAGUCAAACCUGAGGAGGAGGGAUCAGGGGAUGCAGGGCCAGGGCGGGACCAUCCCGGAGAGUACACCUGCACUAAGUGCCAUUUCUUCACUGAAGUGGAGGAGGAGAUCUUUCGUCACUACAGGAGAGUUCAUGGCUGCUGUCGUUGUCGGCAUUGUAGUUUCACUGCCACGGACACCACGGCGCUGCUGGACCACUUUAACUCCGCCCACUGCCAGGACUCUGCGGAUCCAGCCUCUGCUCCUGCCAACGGCUGCUCUGCUCCCUCAACCCUCCGCAUCAAAGAGGAGAGCAAAGGUGAUCUGAAACUCUAUAGUCUGGUGCCCACAGUGGGCAGCAGAGCCGAGCCGCUUCCCGGCUCAGAGGUCGUGAAGAGUGAGGCCCAGGAUGAGAAGGAGAAAGGCUGGGUUGAAGCGCUGGGACCUGUGACUGGCAGUGGAGUCCGAGGUGGGGAACAACAUGCGCAGAGCCUGGUGUGGGUGCCCAAAGAACGUGCAGGGGAGAUUCUUAGGGGAAGCCCAGCCCCGUUCCCCCAGGCCACACUGGGUCUACUGAAUGCUGUGGUAGCUGGGGUAAAAGACCAGCAGCAGAAGGGGGCGACCAUGCUUAGAGACUCAUCAGGACUGAUCUUCAGCCUCAGCGCAGAUGCUAAAGGCUACCUGCCAGGGACACCAACUAGCGGUGCAGAGAAAGCCGGGCAGCAGUACCCAAGUUCUACCGACGGCAAGAGCUCCAAGGAAGAGUCUCAGUCACUCUUAAGGAGACGGCGGGGCUCGGGGGUCUUCUGCGCCAACUGUCUAACCACCAAGACCUCGCUGUGGAGGAAGAAUGCCAACGGUGGCUACGUGUGCAACGCGUGUGGCCUCUAUCAGAAGCUGCACUCGACCCCUAGACCGCUGAACAUUAUCAAGCAAAACAACGGCGAGCAGAUCAUCCGUCGACGGACACGCAAGCGUCUGAAUCCUGACCCUGUCCAGUCUGAGCAGGUGGGGUCCAAGCAGCAGCGUGUCAACAGCGAGGAGCGUCUCAACGGCAGCCCCUUAGAGAGGAGGACUGAGGAAGCAGGAUCUGAUGGGUCCUUAUCACGUGCCGAGGCCCAAGCCCAGUUGGGUAAAUACGAGGCAUAUGGUCCCUCAGGACCCAAAAGUCACCCUAGCCCCCGCUCCACCCACGCGUUCCUCGUCAACCAGACGCUGGAGAUCCACAAGCGUAUGCCACCCCUGCAUAUGCACAAGAGCCCUACAGACGGUGGGGCCGAGGGCAACGGGCUCAGCGCAGGACCCCAGGGCAGCGACGCCAAAGGUGGCUCAGAACGAGGCAGCCCUAUUGAGAAGUACAUGCGUCCAUCGAAGCAGGCCAGCUACUCUCCUCCUGGAAGCCCUAUCGAGAAGUACCAGUAUCCGUUCUUAAGCCUGCCCUUCCUCCACAACGACCUCCAAAAUGAAUCGGACUGGUUGCGCUUCUGGACUAAGAUGCCUGUGCCGGGCAACCCGGGCCACUACCUGAGCCCUGUGGCUGGCCUUCCCAAUCCGUGCCAAAGCUUUGUGCCUUACCCUUCCUUCGGCUUACCGCCUCAUUUCCCCCCACCAACCCCUUCUGAACCCGAAAGCGACACGCCUCUCGAUCUAGCCAUGAAACAUUCCAAACCCAGUCCUACGCCCAAUGGGACCCUCGUCACCAAGGAGAAACAGGCAUCACCUGCUUCUGAAAGAGAGCGGGAGACAGAACGCUCAGAUGAACCUGAAGAGGAAUGCUCUUCUUUUUCUCCACAAGUCCCAAAACCAGAGAUGGUUGAUCAGGCCACACAAGAUGAAAUCUCAAGCAAAUGCGCCCACUGUGGCAUUGUCUUCCUGGACGAGGUCCUGUACGCCCUGCACAUGAGUUGCCAUGGUGACGGCGGGCCCUUCCAGUGCAGUAUCUGCCUGCACGCUUGUGCCGAUAAGUAUGAUUUCACAACCCACAUCCAGCGAGGCCUCCACCGGGCCGCCCCCGAGGCCAACGCCAACCCCUCUAACCAAUGAGCUUUACAAACCUGCAAUCUGAGCACAACUAGAGCAGCGAGGAAAGCGAGGGAUUGUUCAAAUGAAUGCUUUGAACUUUUUGCUUGAAAUGUGCCAAGACGGAUCACGGUGCCUAAGCAGCCAAUGCAUGAAACGUCAGUCAGCAUAGCAUUUCUGGGGGAGCUCACACACAAACACACUCACACACUUUUAAACUUUUAAACAAAGACAUCGGUACAUGUAGCUACUCAAUCUAGAUAGAUUUUCAUUAGUCCAGGUAAGCAAGGUACAUCUUCUCCAGUUUAUCGCUUCGUUUCUCAUCGUUGUGUGUAUUCAUAGAUUUAUGGAAAGUUCUCUUACCUGGUCCUGGUCAAAAUGAGGAUGUGUUUCUGCAUGUGUGGCUUAGUGUUGAAAAGAGUGGCAGUCGUCUGUCACUAUGGCAACAGCAUAAAUGACUGCCGUCCUCAAACAUCCAGCAUCCUCAGGGAAUGUGUUUGGCUGAAUAGACAACAUUAGUUUAUAAUCUGGCAGGCUCGAGUUGACAUUAUACUAAAUGUCUUAUAGUUUUCUGUUUGUUGGUUUCAUAAUUUUUUUUUUUGUUGUUGUUGUUGAAGUUAUAGGGUUAGGUAACUCAAGUCUCAGAAUUCCAUCAAAACUUUCAAGCUGCUGCCUUAGUUGCUGGGAUGCAAUUCUCUACUCUAGAAAUUUGGGAAGGAAUUAAAAAGAUAUAUUUUUUUCUAGGUUGUUAAUAGUAAAACCAUAUUAUCAGUGCCUGAUAUAUUGUACAGAGUAUUUUCUACAUGAGAUGUUGAUAUGCAACAUUGAACUUGCAUCUGAAUAAGGGCCUUGAGUUUGGCUCUGACAAACGUUUACAUUUGCAAAUGUAGCAAACGACGUAAUGAAGCACCACCUGAAUUUUUUUUUUUUUUUUUUUUUUUU
This is a messenger RNA of Carassius gibelio (silver crucian carp), 7915 nucleotides long. RefSeq names its product zinc finger transcription factor Trps1-like. Bases 3149 to 6997 code for a protein of 1282 amino acids. The transcript is spliced from 7 exons. Gene Ontology annotation, cellular component: nucleus. Gene Ontology annotation, biological process: regulation of transcription by RNA polymerase II. NCBI's taxonomy places the organism in Eukaryota, Metazoa, Chordata, Actinopteri, Cypriniformes, Cyprinidae. Gene Ontology annotation, molecular function: DNA-binding transcription factor activity; zinc ion binding; RNA polymerase II transcription regulatory region sequence-specific DNA binding. The record is from RefSeq and is a predicted model, not a curated record.